This is a messenger RNA of Colletotrichum orchidophilum, 1791 nucleotides long. RefSeq lists its product as uncharacterized. The transcript is spliced from 5 exons. The coding region runs from base 1 to 1791 and encodes 596 amino acids. Lineage: Eukaryota; Fungi; Ascomycota; Sordariomycetes; Glomerellales; Glomerellaceae. The record is from RefSeq and is a predicted model, not a curated record.
AUGGUCCGCGACUUCAAUCGGGAGCCAUACCCUCGGCAAUGGCAUCCGGACAGGUUUCCAAUUGACCCUCCUCCCCCCGAGGAUGGCAGAUACCACGAAGCUCGCGACGCUCGUAGACCUCCGAUUGAUAUUGAGAAGGCCCUGCGUGAUCACUGCAACAUUCCAGCCAAGAAGUUCUUCAUGGUAGCUGUAUUGGACGAUGGUUCUACACAGGUGUUUGGUAACACGGGAGAAAGACACCAACCUAACGCUUACAGCAAAUUCUUCAGCUUGAAGAAUUUUGUUCGGCACGUCAACAACGUCAGCCACGCGAGUGGUGUGCGUCCUGUUGCCGCUCCCAUACAAGAUGAUUCCGAAUUCAGCCUCGAUGGUGACGGCUACCACCAAGCAUUUGGCGGCGGCAGCUAUGGGUAUCGCACACACGAUCGUCGUCGAAUUGGGACCGACAACUAUGAUGAGGAUGCAACCUACAAGACGCGCAAGAGGCACAGAGCAGCCAUGGGAGGCGGCUAUCGUAGACCCGUAAACGACGACGAUGACGUUGCGAUUGUGGUUGCAUCAAGCUCCAAGAAGACGUUGAAAGUCGGCGACGAUAAGGAUCUCUGGAAUCUCUACGAGCAACGGUUCAAAAAUUGUCAGCAAACAGCCUGCAAGCUCAUCGCCAAGGCCUGGGUCAAGGUGGUUGAGCCCAAGAAACAGACGAAUCAUCCCUACACCGGCCAAGACGAAAAGGCUCCAGAUUGGUGGCCCAAGCCAUGGGGGCCUACAAAAGAAGAGAAAGUCAGGCACAAGGAGCCUGAUCAUCUCUACAAGCGAGAGCGAGUUCAUCUUCUGUGUCACAUCCUUCGAAUGAUCGUGGAACCACCUGAGAAGCAGCACCCAGCCAUCCGCAAGAUGAACUUGAGCAUCCUCAAGCUUGAAGAAGCCACGACGGAAGCCAUGUCAGCAUUCUUUGCGGACAAGGAGAACAAGACAAACGCCAAGAAGAAGCCGUAUCUUGACGAGAUUUUCAAAGUCGCCAAGAUGGAGGAGAGAUUCAAGAACGGCGAAGUUGAUGCGGAUGCACAGGUUUUCGUCAUGUCAGAGGACAAGUUUUCAGAGAACUAUCCCUCGGAUAACGAAGACAAUGGCUUUGUCAAGGAAGAGGACGAACAUCCAUCCAUCACAUCCAGCGUAUCGCCAUCAAAGACAGGAGCACCGCAUGACCUCUUGCACAACUCGACGGGCGAUCACAGCCCUACAGGGCCGUUGCAUGGAGGCGCUUACAUGAGCGAGAUGCCGAUGCGCAGCCAGCAAUAUUCGACUCAGAUGCUGUCCUCGAGCAUCCAUCCCGAUCACCAUUUCGUGGAAACUAGUAGCAUCCACCCGCCUGGCAUGCCACUUCAGGAUCUGGUACCAACGACACACGAUCCGCACCGCCGCGCCUCCUUGUACACCUCACCCACGGAAUACUCUACUACUACCAACGCCGGAAUGUAUACACAGCCAUGGCAAGGGGGCUCAGCUGCUCCUGGUGGCGCUCCCGUCUACUCGUUCACACCGCAGCAAACCGGACAAGGACAAGGACACUUUGCGAACCCUAGUGUGCCACUCAACCAAAAUCAGUAUAUUCCCACGCCGUAUGAUAAUAUGUCACGGGGCGGGUUCGAUCAGGUUUUCCGGCCUGUAAGCGCCAACCAAACGCCGGUUCAGAACUCUCAGGGGUUCCCAGGUUACCUACCUACCGAUACACGCGGAAUGCCUGGGUCUGGCGGGAAACCCGAAGCACUCACAAGAGGGCAGAUGCAUUGA